Molecule: messenger RNA, 2546 nt
Organism: Salmo salar (Atlantic salmon)
Lineage: Eukaryota; Metazoa; Chordata; Actinopteri; Salmoniformes; Salmonidae
Biological process (GO): regulation of gene expression
Cellular component (GO): nucleus
Source: RefSeq, a predicted model, not a curated record
GUCUAGUCUGCCGGAAAACCAUACAAAAAAGAAGAAGUAAACGGUGACCAAGAACAGUUUCCAGGUUAGCGUUAUUUAAGGAUUUAUUAACACUCUGGAACUCAAGAUAUGACUAAUUUAACUGCACAAUAUCACACACUCACCACAUGUAGUCUUUAAUUCGCAUUGGAGACCAGACGUUGUCAAUAGAAGUUAUCUAGGGGACGAUAGCUAGCUAGAUACUAACGUUAGCUAACAAUGGCUAACUGUAUUGUUUUUCACACUCAAAUAGCCUCCAUCAUGGAGGUGCUAGCGAAUGCAGCUGUGACAGAGAUAUGUAAACUCGUAGACGACGACUAUGCAGUGCUUCGUUUGGAAAUAACACAAAGCCAGAAAGAAAACAGGGGAUUGCGGAGGAAACUACAGCUACUGGAACUGAAGGUGGCACGGGAGCGCGCAGAGAGGACAAUGCGAGAGCGCGUCCUCGCCAGUCGUCCCAGUAGUGUCAAGAUCCUCGACCGACACAGAGGAACGGCAAGAGGUGAAGGACAUCUCACUGGAGGCCACAGGAGCUUUGUGAAGCCAGUGGGACACAAUACAUGGAGAGAUGACCAACCAAUCACUGUUGAUGAGGGGAGUGGAACCUCAACCCAGCACGUUAUCAUGAUAGAAUCUGCAGAGGAUGCAGGUCCUGGAGUCAAACAGGAGAGGUCUGAAGGAGAGGAGGACCUACGGCACAGCAGAGACAUCCAGACUGGAGCAGCUGGAGCGCCCCCUGUAGCCACGGAGGACCCCACCACCCCAGUGCAGCCCAGGACCCGACACAGAAUCAUGGAGGAGGAGGACGGUCCAGAGGUGCUGCUGGUGAAGGUGGAGGGGUGUGAGGAGGGUCUGGGGAACCCUGAGGGGAACAUGUCAGUAGACAUGGAGGAUGGGAAGCCUGAUCUGCUGCUGGUCAAAGAGGAGACAGUAGAAGACGGACCAGAGAGCAUCGACCUGCUGAGUGGAUUAAAGAUGGGGGAGCAAGGUGGUUGGCUGGAGGCUAACAGAGCAGACUGGGUGGCCAUCUUGGAUUCCCAGACCCAGACGGGUGCAGCUAAGAGCCCAGGGGACAACGUCACUGAGCAGGCCAGGACCAGAGGGGACAGCAUCAACUUUGGGUUGGGGAACAACACUGUUAAGCACAACCUGAAACAGACAGUCGAUCACAAAACAAAAACCGAACUUAGUCUCCAUGACAACAGACUGGCUGAGACCAGGGCGAGGCGUAGAUUAGGUCUGCGGGGACAGGGACGUGUCCGUAUUCGGCUGGAGAGAACAGACACAGACUUGACUACCGAUGCUCCGUCCUGCUCCUAUAGUUGUGAUUCAGAGAGACUGAUGGCGCCUCAGGUUAACCCCCUAACAGGUGCUGCCUUCAGCAUACCUUCUAUAGGAUCUAUCAACUGGAACAUGGACCCUGCGACAUCACAGACACUCCCUGGCCUUCGUCCUCCUCACACUCUCCUAAUGUUAAACCAGACCUCAGACAAUGCCAGUGCCUCAACACUAAAUGGCUACACAAGCCCAUUGACAAGUGACAGUAGUAGUAAUGCUAUCAGUAGAUCCGGUGACAAAGAGAAGCGCUUCCCGUGUUCAUUCUGUGGGAAAGCCUUCAGUUUCCCCAAACAGGUGAAGAUCCACCAGAGGAUGCAUACGGGGGAGAAACCAUUUGUCUGCCCCCUAUGCCGGGCCAGUUUCUCCCACCCGUCCAACCUGAAGAGGCACCAGAGGGUCCACACAGGUGUGAAACCCUUCAGCUGUACCCAGUGUCACAUGCGCUUCACCCAGGCUGGCCACCUGAAGAGGCACCAGAGGGUCCACACGGGGGAGAAACCCUACAGCUGCCCCCAGUGUGAGAAGAGGUUCUCCCACCAACACCAUCUGAAGAUGCACCUGAAGAUCCACACAGGAGAGAAGCCGUUCGCCUGUACGCUACCUCAGGAUACACCAGCAGAAAAUGCACCCAGCCUUGUAUAGAUUGUAGUGAUAUGUAGUAUUAGCUAGUAUAGUGUAAAGUGACAUGUAAUGUAGGACUAGUUAGUUUGUAGUUAAUUUUGUUGGUUUAGGAUGUAGUAGGGAACUGGAUGAAGUGAACUGAGGAAAGAAUGACUAUGAUGAGGUAGAUAAUGGUGAUGGUUGGUGUGAUGGUGUCUGUAAAAAUGCUUCAAUGAUAAAUUUAUAACGUUGUCUUUUUGUUUGAUGCUGGUGUUUUAUAAUGAGGAAAUUAUAGUGCCUUAAUUCAUGUUUACUUGACAUAAAGUAGUGAAGAUGUGCGUACUGUAAUGUUGAACCUUUUCCAAAGCGAGGGCACCAGAUUUACAGAAAAGGUAAAGUGUUACCAUAGUGAGAAGUUAUUCUACUUGUCACAUAUAUCAUUUGUGCAAUGUUGAGUGUGUGGCCAUUUAAAAAAACAUUCAAUUCAAAAUUGACACUGUGCUGACUGACUUGGUUAUUUUUGUAUCAUUGCAGGGACUGAGUUGCCCUUCUCUGUCUACUCAAAACAUUAUACUUCAUUCUUGAAUCAA